This is a messenger RNA of Argentina anserina (silverweed cinquefoil), 1559 nucleotides long. RefSeq lists its product as uncharacterized. The coding region runs from base 322 to 1317 and encodes 331 amino acids. The transcript is spliced from 13 exons. Gene Ontology annotation, biological process: lipid storage. Gene Ontology annotation, cellular component: lipid droplet. Gene Ontology annotation, molecular function: lipase activity. Lineage: Eukaryota; Viridiplantae; Streptophyta; Magnoliopsida; Rosales; Rosaceae. The record is from RefSeq and is a predicted model, not a curated record.
CUAAUUAUACCUCAGCUCACCGACAUUUUCAGUUAUUUUAUUUAUUGAAUUAUUUGGUUUGGUCCUCGAAAACUUUCAAACUUCUAAAAGUCCCAAAAACACACAUGCUUCGUGGGUUCGUGUCUCCUGUUACACGAUCCCCUCUCACUCUCUUACGUUUCAGGUGGUAGUUGGUAAGAGCUUUCAUCAUUCGCUGUCAAUUAGGCAGUUAUAUUAGGCUGCUUAGCUGCCAAUCAAUACGAUAUCUUCGAAGUAAAACCCAGUUCUUGAUCCUCAUAAAUAAGGCCAAGGCUCUCUAGAUUAUAUUGCGGGAGCAGAGAAAUGGAUCACGACAUUUUACAUCCGGAACUCGAAGUGCUUCGAGUGAAGAAGCGUGUCGCAUUUCGUGUAUGCAAUGUGUCAAGUUAUACUGCUGAAGUAAUGGAGAUUCAAGCUGACAAUCCAACAUUACAUGUUCUAUUCAUCCCUGGAAAUCCUGGUGUUGUUCCAUUUUAUAAAGAUUUUGUGGAGGCUCUAUAUGAGUUUCUGGGUGAAAAAGCGUCUGUGACAGCUAUUGGGCAUAUAUCACAAACCCAAAAGAACUGGGAGCAUGGAAAGUUGUUCUCAUUACAAGACCAGAUCGAUCACAAGACGGACUUCAUCAAACAGGAAUUGCAAAAUAUUGCAGUCCCUUUGUUACUGGCUCUGAGUUGUUGCUGUGUUCUUUGUGAACUUAUACAUGAUUUGCUGCAGGUAGGACACUCUAUUGGUUCAUAUAUAUCUAUGGAAAUGUUUAAAAUGUCUCCAGAGAAGGUGACUUAUUGUGUCGGAUUAUAUCCGUUUUUGACUGUAAAUCCACUAUCCACGAAGCAGACUUCUAUUGCGAAAACUGCAGAGUCUCGCUUUGUCUGUGUUGCCUUGAGCUUUAUUGUUGCGCUCUUGGGAUUGUUGCCUAGAUCACUUUUGAGGUUUGUUGUGCGGACAUUCCUUGGGAAGUCAUGGUCAGCUGCUGCAGUUGAGGCUGCUUGCUCUCACUUGGUAAAGUACCACACCAUGAGGAAUAUUCUAUAUUUGGCAAAGACUGAAUUCCAAAAGCUUUCAGAAACACCAGAUUGGGCAUUCAUGAGGGAAAAUCAGCAGAAGAUAGCGUUUUUGUUCGGCAUUGAUGAUCACUGGGGUCCAAUGCAAAUGUUUGAAGAGAUUGGCAAGCAGGUCCCUGAUGCUGCUCUAUCAAUUGAAAAAGAGGGUCAUACUCAUGCUUUCUGUUGCACCGAAGCUGGAUCAUUGUGGGUUGCUGAGCAUGUAGCAAGCUUAAUCAAGAAUAAAGUUUCACUGUGAUCUGCCCUAUCCCACCAUGUUCUUCUUUAGCAUGCAAAAGAUCAGGCCUACAGUUGGAUGGAUAAGUCAAUGAAUUGUGAUUGUUGCUUGAUUGAUUAGACUAUACUAGAAAUCUUUAAGCAACAAACUAGCUACUAUUAUGGACAUUAGCACAUCUGUAGUGGUUCUUGUUUUAAAGCUUUUCAUAUACAUUUUUUCACAAUUUUUUCUAAUGAAUGAUGCAAAUGAUAAUUGCACGGUCA